AAGAAAGAAAUGAGAUAGAGAGAAGGGUGGUUGCGUGUAAAUGAACAAAGUAUUAUCAUUCCAGUGUCUCACGCCGUCCUUCAAAUUCUCACUCUCUUCUCUCUCUUUCUCUCAUCACUAUCACUCACCACCACGCUCCUUUCUUCGUUUCUCCGUUCGUGCUUCUUCUUCUUCUUCCAGAGCGAUGUCAUCCCAUAUUGUUGGUUAUCCCCGCAUGGGACCCAAGAGGGAGCUUAAGUUUGCCCUGGAAUCAUUUUGGGAUGGAAAGAGUAGUGCUGAGGAAUUGAAGCAGGUUGCUGCUAACCUUAGAUCAGCUAUCUGGAAGCAGAUGGCCGAUGCUGGAAUUCAGCAUAUUCCAAGCAACACCUUCUCAUACUAUGAUCAAGUAUUGGACACAACAGCCAUGCUCGGUGCAGUUCCUGACAGAUAUAAAUGGAAUGGUGGGGAGAUUGGUUUUGAUAUUUACUUCUCCAUGGCGAGAGGAAAUGCAUCUGUGCCAGCUAUGGAAAUGACCAAGUGGUUUGACACCAACUACCAUUUCAUUGUUCCUGAAUUGGGUCCAGAUGUUAAAUUCUCCUAUGCAUCACACAAGGCAGUGGAUGAAUACAACGAGGCCAAAGCUCUAGGAGUUAAUACCGUACCUGUUCUUGUGGGACCAGUAUCCUACUUGUUGCUGUCAAAACCAGCUAAGGGUGUUGAGAAGUCAUUUUCACUUCUUUCCCUAAUUGACAAGAUCCUUCCUGUCUAUAAGGAAGUGGUUACUGAACUGAAGACUGCUGGUGCUACUUGGAUCCAGUUUGAUGAACCUACCCUUGUCAAGGAUCUUGAUGCUCAUCAGUUACAAGCAUUUAAUUAUGCUUAUGCAGAGCUAGAAUCAACUUUAUCUGGUUUGAAUGUUCUGGUUGAGACAUACUUUGCUGAUGUCCCGGCUGAAGCAUACAAAACACUCACCUCCUUGAAGGCUGUUACUGCAUAUGGAUUUGACCUUGUCCGUGGAACAAAGACCCUUGAUUUGAUCAAGCAAGGAUUUCCAUCUGGAAAACUUCUUUUUGCUGGUAUUGUUGAUGGAAGAAAUAUUUGGGCCAAUAAUCUUGAAUCUUCGCUGAACACCUUGAAGGAACUUGGGGACAUCGUUGGAAAGGAGAAAGUUGUGGUUUCCACAUCCUGUUCUCUUCUUCACACUGCAGUUGAUCUGGUGAAUGAGACCAAGCUGGACCAAGAAAUUAAAUCUUGGCUUGCUUUUGCAGCACAAAAAAUAGUUGAAGUAAAUGCCUUGUCCAAGGCAUUGUCUGGACAAAAGGAUGAGGUUUACUUUUCUUCUAAUGCUGCUGCUUUGGUUUCAAGGAAGUCCUCCCCAAGGGUGACAAAUGAGGAUGUCCAAAAGGCUGCUGCUGCUCUUAAGGGGUCAGAUCAUCGAAGGGUCACUAGUGUCAGCUCUAGAUUGGAUGCGCAACAGAAGAAACUGAACCUUCCUAGUCUUCCAACCACUACAAUCGGAUCUUUCCCUCAGACUGCAGAUCUUAGAAGGGUUCGCCGUGAGUUCAAGGCCAAGAAGAUCUCUGAGGAGGAUUAUAUCCGUUUCAUUAAGGAGGAAAUAAACAAUGUCGUGAAGAUCCAGGAAGAGCUUGACAUUGAUGUCUUGGUGCAUGGAGAGCCCGAGAGGAAUGACAUGGUUGAGUAUUUUGGAGAACAAUUAUCUGGCUUUACUUUCACUGCCAACGGGUGGGUGCAAUCCUACGGAUCCCGCUGUGUCAAACCACCAAUCAUCUAUGGUGAUGUGAGCCGUCCCAAGCCAAUGACUGUCUUCUGGUCUUCAACAGCUCAAAGUUUGACCAAACGGCCAAUGAAGGGAAUGCUUACCGGCCCUGUUACAAUUCUAAACUGGUCCUUUGUUAGAGAUGACCAGCCUAGAUUUGAGACUUGCUACCAGAUUGCUUUGGCUAUAAAGGAUGAGGUUGAGGAUCUUGAGAAAGCUGGUAUUACCGUCAUUCAGAUUGAUGAGGCUGCUCUAAGAGAAGGUUUGCCUCUAAGGAAGUCUGAGGAGUCUUUCUAUCUAAACUGGGCAGUUCACUCAUUUAGGAUUACAAACUGUGGUGUACAAGACACUACCCAGAUUCACACUCACAUGUGCUACUCAAACUUCAAUGACAUCAUUCACUCAAUCAUAGAUAUGGAUGCAGAUGUGAUCACUAUUGAGAACUCCAGAUCAGAUGAAAAGUUGUUAUCUGUCUUCCGUGAGGGGGUUAAAUAUGGUGCUGGCAUUGGUCCUGGUGUUUAUGAUAUUCACUCACCAAGGAUUCCACCCACAGAAGAAAUUGCUGAUAGAAUCAACAAGAUGCUUGCUGUUCUUGAAAGCAACAUCCUUUGGGUCAACCCAGAUUGUGGUCUUAAAACGCGAAAAUACACUGAGGUUAAGCCUGCUCUCACCAACAUGGUUGAUGCUGCCAAGCUCAUUCGCAAACAGCUAGCUAGUUCAAAGUGAUUGAUAAUGAGACUACAAAGUCAUCUAUCUAUGUGAGAGAACGUGCUCCAGUUGGAAAACUAAAUGCUAUAUAUUUUGAAUAAUUUUUUAUAUAAGUGUCCGUCCUUUGUUCUCGCACAUCAUGCUCUUUUUGUUGUAGGUAUGCAUUUUACAGUAUAUGAACAGGCAUAUGAAUAAGCUGUUAAGUUGUCUAUUUUGUUUUUCA
This is a messenger RNA of Medicago truncatula (barrel medic), 2687 nucleotides long. Its product is annotated as 5-methyltetrahydropteroyltriglutamate--homocysteine methyltransferase 1. The transcript has 11 exons. The record is from RefSeq and is a predicted model, not a curated record. NCBI's taxonomy places the organism in Eukaryota, Viridiplantae, Streptophyta, Magnoliopsida, Fabales, Fabaceae. Gene Ontology annotation, molecular function: zinc ion binding; 5-methyltetrahydropteroyltriglutamate-homocysteine S-methyltransferase activity. Bases 41 to 2482 code for a protein of 813 amino acids.